UUUUUGCAGAGACUUGUUUCCUGUCCUGAUCUCGUCACUGAAGAGGCUGGAGAAAGUCAGGAAGGACGAGCGCAUUUCUCUUAUUCCUGGCAGAUCACAGAGCAGAGCUGAGAAUAUGGAGGUGACCGGCCAUUCUCUCCUCACGCACAUCCUUGUCGCCCUCUUUGGGAUGGGCUCCUGGGUGUCUGUAAACUCCUUGUGGGUGGAGCUUCCGGUUGUGGUGAAUGAGCUCCCAGAAGGAUGGAACCUCCCGGCAUACCUGACAAUGCUCAUCGCCUUUGGGAACAUUGGGCCUCUGGCUGUCACUCUUGCUCACCGCUUCUGUCGACCCGGUGGUAUCUCAGAGCCAUGGCUAAUUCGCUCCAUACAAGUACUGAGCCUGCUAGCUGCUGCCUUCCUGGCACUGUUCUGGAAUCGUCGUGUAGUGGUGGGCGGCGAGGAGCAUGCUGUGCCGUACCUUCUCCUGGCAUACCUGCUGGCACUGGGCUGCUGCACAUCUAAUGUCACCUUCCUGCCCUUCAUGUAUAGCUUCCCACAGCAGUAUGUGCGAAGCUUCUUCAUCGGGCAGGGCCUUAGCGCCCUCUUCCCGUGCGUGCUGGCACUGGGCCAGGGAGUAGGGCGGCUGGAGUGCAGAAAUUCCACAUCUGGAAAUGGCACUGAACCCAUCUACCUGAAGGAGAACUUCUCUGCCUCCUCCUACUUCUGGGGCCUCUUCUCACUACUUAUAGUCUCUGCGCUCUCAUUCGCAAUCCUGAUAUUCUGGCGACAAAGAGUUGCAAAGGAACCAGGGCAGGAACUUGGGGCAUCAGGUGUCCCCCAAGAUGGUAACGGCUCUGAGGACUCCUACCCCCUGAGGACGCCGGAGCAGGAGAAGCCUCAAGACACAGCCAGGGUGGUGGGGCAAACGUUCUGGACCUCACGGAAUAUCUACCUGCUUGUCCUGUUGGGACUGUCCAACGCCCUGACCAAUGGUGUCCUCCCCUCAGUACAGACUUACAGCUGCCUGCCCUAUGGAGCUGACGCAUAUCACCUUUCUGUCGUCCUUAGCAACAUCGCCAACCCAGCCGCCUGCUUUAUCGCCAUGUGUGUUUUGUGCAGGUCCUCUCUGGGCCUCGGGGUGAUCAUGGCGGUGGGCGUUGUGUUCGGGGGUUAUCUGAUGGCCCUGGCCGCUCUCAGUCCAUGCCCUCCCCUGUUGGGAAGCACAGCGGGUGUAGCCUUGGUGGUUUUGUCUUGGUCUCUCUUUUUGGGUCUCCUGUCGUACCUGAAGGUGGUGAUUGGCAGCCUUCUCCAUGAAGCUGGGCACAGCGCCCUCCUGUGGUGUGGUGCUGUCAUCCAGGCCGGUUCUCUACUGGGGGCCCUAGUAAUGUUCCCCAUGGUCAGUGUCUACCACCUGUUCCAGAGCGGCAGAGACUGUGAAGACAGCUGCUCCCUGUGAGAAGGUUGUCCUGUGCCUGCCCAUGAGGAGGUUGUUCUGAUCCUGCCCAUGAGGAGGUUGUCCUGUGCCUGCUUUAUGUGGAGGUUGUCUUGUUCCUGCACUUGUAUUGUGUCUUCUUUCUCAGGAUCUUUUUAUAAGAGUAAAAUUCAACUUUUC
This is a messenger RNA of Hyla sarda, 1591 nucleotides long. RefSeq names its product solute carrier family 52, riboflavin transporter, member 2-like. The transcript has 5 exons. Gene Ontology annotation, biological process: riboflavin transport. Gene Ontology annotation, cellular component: plasma membrane. The coding region runs from base 116 to 1435 and encodes 439 amino acids. Lineage: Eukaryota; Metazoa; Chordata; Amphibia; Anura; Hylidae. Gene Ontology annotation, molecular function: riboflavin transmembrane transporter activity. The record is from RefSeq and is a predicted model, not a curated record.